AUGCAAAGGUGUUACCAAUUGAACCUCCCUCAAACUUAUGGUGCUAGAUGUUGGGGUUCGUCGUGUGGUUGGGUUGUAACACUUGAUCUUAACCUAGAGAUAUAUAUGUUUAACCCGCUAACCAAAGCUCGAGUUCCUCUACCCUCUCAAACAACCAUGUUCAAUGACUAUGAGGAUGAAAUAAACGAUUAUGUUUGGGCACGACAGUGUUUUGUGAACAAGAUGAUUGUCUUUGAAACCGAUAAUGAAAGAGAUGACUACAUUGUUAUAGCAUUACCUGGUGCGUUUCCAGGUUGUAUAGCUUACUAUGCAAGGCGUAGUGACAAAGCAUGGACUUCAAUUUUUAGUACACGCAAACUACAAGGAUGGUUGUUGGAUUGGGUGACGGAUGUUGUGCGUUGGGGUCAAAAAUUACUAUUCUUGUAUCAGGAUGGAGCAAUUGGAUAUUGUGACAUGAGUGCACUUGAAAACUCAAAAAUCGCGACAAUUAUGGAGUAUUCGCCUAUUCCUAAAGCGUACGACCCAUGGCCCUGCAUCAAACAACAAUACUUGCUGGAUGCAUUCGGUGAUCUUCUCAUGGUAAGCAGACACAAAAUAGAUUAUGAAGGAGUUGAGGAUAAUAGUGUGAAUUAUGAUACAUUACACUUUAAGGUCUAUAGGUUCAAGUUUGACACAAAUACUUGGGUACAAGUCAAUGACUUGGGUGAUGUUGCGUUAUUUGUGGGGAAUAACACUUCUAUUCCUAUUCGUGCAUCACACAUUAAUAAUUGCAAACGCAAUUGUAUUUACUUCACCGAUGAUGAGUUCCAAUUUUGGAAUUCUCUCACUCUUUUCGGGGGACAUGAUAUGGGACUUUUCAACAUGACAAAUAAUGAAUUUGAAACCGUUUAUGGAGGUGAUGAUAUUCAUUCAAGUUUUUGCCCUUCUUUAUGGUUUAUGCCUAAGUUUUAA
Chenopodium quinoa (quinoa) is the source of this 951-nucleotide messenger RNA. RefSeq names its product putative F-box/kelch-repeat protein At4g12810. The record is from RefSeq and is a predicted model, not a curated record. The coding region runs from base 1 to 951 and encodes 316 amino acids. Lineage: Eukaryota; Viridiplantae; Streptophyta; Magnoliopsida; Caryophyllales; Amaranthaceae. The transcript has a single exon.